Molecule: messenger RNA, 1040 nt
Organism: Argentina anserina (silverweed cinquefoil)
Lineage: Eukaryota; Viridiplantae; Streptophyta; Magnoliopsida; Rosales; Rosaceae
Exons: 2
Coding region: 203-754 (183 amino acids)
Source: RefSeq, a predicted model, not a curated record
UCUCCUUCCUCCCUUCUCUACACUUCUACUCUUCUUCUACAGUUCUACUCCUUACAAUCCUUCCCCUUUUUCUCCAUUCAAUCCUUAAACCCUAACCCUAGUCCUGUAUAUACCCAAUACCCUGUUUUCUAUUUUCUUCUUUGAUAUAAACCAAACACCAAACUCACUUCAUUGAUCACUCUGUUCAGCUCAAAGCUCAAACAUGAUGCUCCUACAGUUCACUUCCAACUCCAUACCGAUUCUCCUCUUCCUCUUACUACUCUCGAUCAUGACCCUUACCUCGGAUUCAAAGCCGCCGCCGCCGCAGUCGGUCUACGACGUUCUCAGGGCACAUGGGCUUCCAAUGGGGCUGCUGCCUAAGGGAGUGACCAAGUUCGAUACCGACGGGGAUGGUCACUUCCAGGUGUACCUGGAUCAAGCUUGCAAUGCCAAGUUCGAGAGUAAUUUGCAUUACGACAGAAACGUGUCCGGGACUCUGAGCUAUGGUCGGAUCGGAGGUUUGUCGGGUAUUUCGGCGCAGGAGCUCUUUCUCUGGUUUCCGGUGAAGGAUAUCCGGGUCGAUGUUCCCAGCUCAGGGAUUAUUUACUUUGAUGUUGGAGUUGUUUAUAAGCAAUUCUCGCUUUCGCUAUUUGAAACGCCACCGGAUUGUACUGCAGUCGCCGCCUAUGUCCUUGACGCCGGUUCCAAGAGUAACUCGGGAAAACUGCGGUAUGGGAUUGAUCAGGAGCAACAUUUUGGGAGAGGUUUUGUGUAGAAAUUUUGUGGGGAGAAAUGUGAUUUAGAAUUGUGGGUUAUACUAAGGGAUGGGAUAGUGUGGUUGCUUGCCUUGUUUUAAGUUUAUAUUGGCCGGUGAAUUCGAUUCGAACCAGAGAUUGGACGAGGCAGAAAGAGAGGUGUGUUACCAAAGAUUUGAAUACCAAAUCACAGGUUAUCAAUCUGCAACAAGUUUAUGUUGUAAUUUUGUGUAUUGUUUAAGCCUAUAUGGCAUCACGAAAAUCAUUGAUAGCAUAAAGCUUCCAAUAAAAUGAUCUUUACUUUUA